Exophiala xenobiotica is the source of this 1023-nucleotide messenger RNA. RefSeq lists its product as uncharacterized. The transcript has a single exon. Lineage: Eukaryota; Fungi; Ascomycota; Eurotiomycetes; Chaetothyriales; Herpotrichiellaceae. The record is from RefSeq and is a predicted model, not a curated record. Gene Ontology annotation, cellular component: membrane; endomembrane system. The coding region runs from base 56 to 838 and encodes 260 amino acids.
UAAUAAUAUAGCAAACCCUGUUCUAUCCCGCCGCCUUGUCGAUGUCCAGAGACCGAUGACUAUGGCAGACUCGUCCGUACGCCAACGGUUACAGAAGACCAAGUCUCCCUCAAGUCCACAACAAUUAUCCUCGCAGCCCGACGGGGUCGAAGACCAAUCCUCACGCGUGAUCUCUCUCCUUGAUGUUCUUCGAGUAAUCAUCACACUCAUCGGCGUCUCCUGCGCACUGUCAUACUAUCUGACCUCCGGGGCCUCUCUUUUCUGGAAUUACCAACCCUGGUUCGCGAAUACCGCACAGAUUGUACAAUGGUGGGCGGGACCAUUGCAGCUGACGCCGGAUCAACUGGCCCUUUACAACGGUACAGAUCCCAAGAAGCCAAUAUACCUUGCCAUCAACGGAACGAUCUUCGACGUGACAGAAGGAAGACAUACGUACGGUCCGGGUGGAAGUUAUGAGGUGUUUGCAGGAAGAGACGCCACCAGAGCAUUUGUGACUGGAUGUUUUCUGGAAGAUCGAACGGGAGAUCUAAGAGGAGCCGAAGACAUCUACAUACCCAUAGACGAUCCCGCCGAGGAUAUUUCAAGCGGUGCUAGAAAGACAAGAGCUGAGAAGGAGCGGAGAGAGGCAAGGAAGCGCGUGCUGCAGGAAGUGAACAAGUGGGAGGCAUUCUACCGAAAUCACAAGAAAUAUUUCGAAGUAGGGAAACUGGUGGGUGUGCCAGAGUAUACCGGAGAUCCUCCGAAAUUAUGCGAUUCGGCUCAGAAGGGUCGGCCCAAGAGGAAGAAUAUGAAGAAAGCACGAGAUGCGGAUGAGGCGCCGGGAAAGCCAGUUCACUAGUAACGCCAAAAGCAAAGUAUGAGGCCACGAUCUUGGGUAGAUAACACAUAGACGGAGGCAGCACUAAGCCUGAGCUUCUUCUUCUGGCUGGUAAACGUUUCAAGAUGGUAGGAUUGUGCUGAGUCCGGUUUCGGCACAACGCUGGAAACAGUAUUGACCAUUGAAUUCAGUCAUGUUGACCAGUG